GCGGACCCGAGGGCGGCGGCGCGGGGGCGGGGCGGUGGCGCGGGGGCGGGCGCGGGGGCGGCGGCGCCUCGUCCAGUCAGGCGGCUGCGUUCGGGACCCUCCGGCCCGCACGAGGAGCAAACAGACUGACGUACUUUGCCCGCCCCCGCCUCAUCUCCCCCGGGGCUUCCUGGGCUCCCCCGGCUCACUCCUGGAGCGCCUUCUCUCCCCACCGCUCUUGUCGGCCCUUUCUCUCCCAAGCAUCUCAGGCGGCGGCGGCGGCGGCGGCGGCGGCGGCCGAGACCCCAGCAGCAGCAGCGAGCGGCAGGAGCGGGCGGCCGAGAGGAUGAAGUGCAAGCCGAACCAGACGCGCACCUACGACCCGGAGGGGUUCAAGAAGCGGGCGGCGUGCCUUUGCUUCCGGAGCGAGCUCGAGGACGAGGUGCUGUUAGUGAGUAGCAGUCGGUACCCGGACCGCUGGAUCGUGCCGGGCGGGGGCAUGGAGCCCGAGGAGGAGCCGGGCGGUGCGGCAGUCCGAGAGGUGUACGAAGAGGCGGGAGUCAAGGGGAAGUUAGGCCGGCUCCUGGGCAUUUUCGAACAGAACCAAGACCGCAAGCACAGAACGUACGUGUACGUACUGACUGUCACUGAGAUUCUGGAGGAUUGGGAAGAUUCGGUUAGCAUUGGGAGGAAGCGAGAGUGGUUCAAAAUCGAAGAUGCGAUCAAGGUUCUCCAGUGCCACAAGCCCGUGCAUGCUGAAUAUCUGGAAAAACUAAAGCUGGGCGGUUCCCCGACCAAUGGAAACUCCGUGGCCCGGUCCCUGCCACAGAGCGAUCCCUAGUAUGUACCGCUCCUGCACAGACUUCUGCUUUCUGCCUACCUUAGAAUAAAUAGUGCCCGGAGCGCCUCUCAUUCCUUGUGCGGUCUCACGGGGAGGCGGGGGGCUUCUUUUGUUUCCUUGGCAGCCCUCCGAAUCACGCUUGCAGACCGUCUCGGUUGCCAGGCACUGUUUUCAGACAAUUUGCACGUUUUUCAGAUGCUUUGAAAAUCGCUGCUUGGUAGCACUGUAACAGAUUUCGGUAAUCCUAAACCACGUGGGUUUUUUGUUUUGUGUUUAAGGUGCCUUAACUGCUUGCCCAGCCUUUAGCGUGUGUGUUUGUGCAUACACGUUGUAGUUUGUUUUAUAACAUUGCACACACGUGUGUGUGUGUGCAAGUGUGCUUUUUUGGUACCACUCUUGGUUUUUGUUUUUGUUUUGUAGUGAACCCCUUUAAAAUCUGAACAUCUUGGUUGUGGCAUCUUUAAUUUUAUUUUCUUAAACGUGCUAGCAUGCCCUUAUCUGAUGGGAAUU
Molecule: messenger RNA, 1330 nt
Organism: Mustela erminea (ermine)
Lineage: Eukaryota; Metazoa; Chordata; Mammalia; Carnivora; Mustelidae
Product: diphosphoinositol polyphosphate phosphohydrolase 3-beta
Exons: 1
Coding region: 326-820 (164 amino acids)
Biological process (GO): adenosine 5'-(hexahydrogen pentaphosphate) catabolic process; diadenosine pentaphosphate catabolic process; diphosphoinositol polyphosphate metabolic process
Cellular component (GO): cytoplasm; nucleus
Molecular function (GO): bis(5'-adenosyl)-hexaphosphatase activity; endopolyphosphatase activity; bis(5'-adenosyl)-pentaphosphatase activity
Source: RefSeq, a predicted model, not a curated record